Ylistrum balloti is the source of this 2783-nucleotide messenger RNA. Its product is annotated as nucleolin-like. The coding region runs from base 62 to 1666 and encodes 534 amino acids. Lineage: Eukaryota; Metazoa; Mollusca; Bivalvia; Pectinida; Pectinidae. Gene Ontology annotation, molecular function: RNA binding. The transcript is spliced from 15 exons. The record is from RefSeq and is a predicted model, not a curated record.
GCAGCCACGCUCUAAAUCUAGUGCCAAUUUAUUCUGCCAUUCCUUACAGUUAUAUACAAAAAUGGCACCCAAAAACGUUAAAGGCAAAAAGGGAGCAAUGACUCCAAACAACAAAGGAAAGAAAGGGAAGGCAGUAGCUCCUCCACCACCAGUAGAAUCUGAAAGUGAAGAAGAUGAUUCUGAAGAAGAAGAUGAUUCUGAAGAAGAGGUACCUGUAGUAACAAAACAAAAUAAAGUAGCACUCAAAAGAAAAGCUGGUGAUUCCGAUGAUGAUGAUGAUGAUGAUGAUGACGACGAUGAUGACGACGAUGAUGAUUCUGAUGAUGAUGAUGAGACACCUGUCCCAGUUGUGAAAAGUCCUCCUAAGAAAAUUAUGAAAAAAGCACAAGAAAGUGAUGAUGAUGAUGAUGACGACGAUGAUGAUGAUGACGAUGAUGAUGAUGAUGAAGAUGAUGAUGAUUCAGAAGAAGAAGAAACUCCUGUUAAGGCCAAUGGUAUAGCAAAGAUGGUAACUCCAGCUGAUGAUGAUGAAGAUGAUGACGACGAUGAUGAUGAAGAUGAUGAUGACGAUGAUGAUGAAGAUGAUGAUGACGAAGACGACAGUGAUGAGGAAGAAGAAGACACAAAGAAGAGGAAAAAGAUGCAAAAUAAUAAGCCAGCAAAGAAAGCCAAAACAGAGCCUGAAGAAAAAACAACUCUACAUGUAAAUAAUGUAGCUGAAAUGGCAGAUGAUAAAGUGAAAAAGAUAUUUGAAAAGAAAGGAAUAUCUGUGGCAGAAAUUAGGAGGCCAAGGCAGGGUGGACGGUAUGUUUAUGUGGAUUUGGCUGACCCAUCACAACUGGAUAAGGCUCUCAAGUUAGAUGGUGUGAAAGACAUGAAAGUAGCAGUGGCAAAAUCAGAUGCAAACAAACAGAAAAAAGACUUUGGGGAUUCAGAUGCAACUACCUUGUUUGUGAAGAAUUUGGCAGAAAAUGUCACAGAGGAUGUGAUACAAGAGUUCUUUACAGGUUCCACAUCUGUCCGCAUGCCAAAGCGACAUGAUGGUACUCCCAAAGGAUUUGCAUAUGUGGUAUUUUCAAGUGCUGAUGAAGUUGAAACCAUGCUCUCCGAAAAGCAAGGAGCAGAAUUAGAAGGAAAUGCUUUGUUUUUAGACAAAGCAGGAGGCAAACCAAAACAAAAUAAUAGCUUUGGAUCCCCAGGAGGUCGACGUCCAGAAGGAGAUAAGUCGAAAGUCUUAUUUGUAAAAAAUCUUUCGUAUUCAUGCACCAGUGAAACUUUGCAAGAGGCAUUUGAGGGAUGCACAGGAGCAAGAGUUGCAAGAUUUCCAGAUACUGACAAAUCUAGAGGAUUUGGGUUUGUGGAUUUUGAUACAGUAGAAGCAGCCGAAGCCUCCUUCAAAGCAAUGGCAGGUCAGGAAAUCGACGGAAGGCAGAUAUUUUUGAACUUUGCUGGAGAGAGAGGAGGACGUGGAGGUGGACGUGGUGGACGAGGAGGUGGUUUCCGUGGGAGAGGUGGAGACCGUGGAGGUUUCCGGGGUAGAGGACGAGGAGGAGACCGGGGUGGAUUCAGGGGUAGAGGUCGUGGAGGUGGUGGGCGUGGUAAAAGUCCAUCUGCCAAAGGAAGUAUACAGAAUUUUGAAGGCAAAAAGAAAACUUUCAGUGACUAAGAUAUAGUGAAAAAGACGGAACAUUGUGUUGAAAUGUAUGCACUGCUUCACUUGGCAGGUAUAUUUUAACAAUGGACAUUUGCAUUUGAAAUGACGACCAUAUUUUUAGUUAGAACAUCUUUUUCACUCAUGAAUCCUGAUAUCUUGGGUAACAUUUUCUAUGGGAGGACCAGUCUACCUAUACUGGAUUCGAUGAAUUAUUAUGUCGUGCAUUUCUCAUUGGAUCUGUGGGUAUCGUGCAGAAAGAUACCACAAAUGUUUGUGACUUUAAGAACACUGUUUUUAUCAAAUCGGUGUCAAUGUUUUUGAAGUAUUUUAUAAAUUGUAUUUCUAAUCAUGCUGGAAACAUGUUUGCAUUUUUCCCAAUAUUACAGGUUAGCCAUCUUCAGCAUUGCUAAUUAAUGGGGGGAAAUCAAGACAACUUGUCUGUUGAUUUAUUAUAUGUACAACAAAAUUGAAUUGUGAAAAUGUGCAACAUGAUGGUCAUGGUUAUAGGAUCGAACAUUUUAGAUAUUUUUAGAUGUUGUUUUAGAUACCUAUUCAACAUAUAUGAAAUCAUUUUUCAUAUCAUUUUAUCUUAUUUUUGAUGAUUUCAAAUAUUAUGUAGAAGAGUGAAGUAUAUGGGAGAUAACUCUUCCUUCAAAACGGAGCAGAAGCAGUCACGGUUUUAUUGCUACUGCUGGGUCCUAUUUCUGUAGAUGGACAGAUCAGUUUGUCAUUAUUUUUAAGAUUUAAGGCAUGGCGUGACAUAAAUCUGUUAUACAGACUAAAUAGUCUGUAUCAAGACUUAAGGUAAAGCAAUUAAGAUGAGUGAGUUUCCUAAACAGCUUCAUUUAAACCAAUAAAUCUAGCUGUUAACCUAGCUGUUAUAAAAAUAAUUGUGUUCAAAUUUAUUGUUUUGUUUUCCAUUUUAGUUUUUUCUGUUGACAAGUAAGCGUAAUAUUUAGGUUGUUUUUUUAGCACUGAUCAUUGUUGGACUGAAAAAGAAAGAAAAAAAAAAAACAGAAAAUAAAAUCAAGCUACUCAAGUAAGACAUAAUUGAUAAUGUACUAUGAAUAUGAAUGACGCAGCAUCAUAUUUGAUAGAUAUUUGUAUAUAGAUACAUGGAAUCUAUGAA